UAUAUAGCCGCUUAAUUUUGUUUUAAAAAAUUUACUAUUAUUAUAAUAUUGAUCUAAUCUUUAAUAAGUAACAAGCGUAUUAAAUCAUUUUUUUAUUAAUAUAUAAAUAUAUAUAUAUACAAAUAAACCACUCUUAUCUUUUAUAUAAAACGUGUAUUUAUCACAUUUAAAAAACAUUGUAAACUUUAUUAGCAUGCCGCUUCCUCUGCUAACCGCCGUGUGGCGCUAACGAGUCGCUGAGCUGUCAAUCACCUUCACGCCGUGGCGUUAAGCUCCGCCUUCGAUCCAACACCUCAGCCCGCCCCCCCGCCAGAGGAGCCCGGCUCCGCUCCGCCCUCCUGGAGGAGCUCAGGGGGAUCCACCGGAAGAUGGAGGCCAAGAGGAUCGCUCGCCUCGUCAUGGCCGAGGUCAGGGCCUUCCUCGACGAAGAGGAGGAGGAGAAGGAGAAGGCCUGGGCGCUGAAGAGGGAGGCGCUGGAGGCCGAGCAGGAGCAGCUGAGGGAGGAGAGGAGGCGGGACGCGGAGAUGAAGGAGAAGGCUGAGAACGAAAGGAUGGAGAAGGCUGAGAAAGAGAAAGUUGAGAAGGAAAGGAUGGAGGAGGCAGAGAAAGAGAAGGAGAAAGCAGAGAAGGAAAGGAUGGAGAAGGCUGAGAAAGAGAAUGAGAAAGCUGAGAAGGAAAGGAUGGAGGAGGCAGAGAAGAAGGUUCAGAAGGAAAGGAUGGAGAAGGCUGAGAAGGAAAAGGUUGAGAGGGAAAGGAUGGAGAAAGUUGAGAAGGAAAGGAUGGAAAAGGAGAAGGCUGAGAAGGAAAUGAUGGAGAAGGAAAGGAAGGAGAAGGCUGAGAAGGAAAGGAUGGUGAAGGCUGAGAAGGAAAGGAUGGAGAAGGCUGAGAAGGAAAGGAUGGAGAAGGAGAAGGCUGAGAAGGAAAGGAAGGAAAAGGCUGAGAAGGAAAGGAUGGAGAAGGCUGAGAAGGAAAGGAUUGAGAAGGCUGAGAAGGAAAGGAUGGAGAAGGCUGAGAAGGAAAGGAUGGAGAAGGCUGAGACGGAAAGGAUGGAGAAGGCUGAGAAGGAAAGGGUGGAGAAGGAGAAGGCUGAGGAGGAGAAAGAGAGAUUAGCCAAAGAACGAGAAAAGGAGAGGAGGGAGAAAGAACAGUUAGAAAAACAAAAAAUAGAGAGGGAACGCAUCGCCAAAGAAAGUGCUGAAAAAGAAAGAAUAGAACGAGAACGCAUCGCCAAAGUAAGGGCUGAAAAAGAAAGAAUAGAACGAGAACGCAUCGCCAAAGAAAAGGCUGAAAAAGAAAGAAUAGAACAAGAACGCAUCGCCAAAGAAAAGGCUGAAAAAGAAAGAAUAGAACGAGAACACAUCGCCAAAGUAAGGGCUGAAAAAGAAAGAAUAGAACGAGAACGCAUCGCCAAAGAAAAGGCUGAAAAAGAAAGAAUAGAACGAGAACGCAUCGCCAAAGAAAAGGCUGAAAAAGAAAGAAUAGAACGAGAACGCAUCGCCAAAGAAAAGGCUGAAAAAGAAAGAAUAGAACGAGAACGCAUCGCCAAAGAAAAGGAUGAAAAAGAAAGAAUAGAACGAGAACGCAUCGCCAAAGAAAAGGCUGAAAAAGAAAGAAAAGAACGAGAACGCAUUGCUAAAGUAAGGGCUGAAAAAGAAAGAAUAGAACGAGAACGCAUCGCCAAAGAAAAGGCUGAAAAAGAAAGAAUAGAACGAGAACGCAUUGCCAAAGAAAAGGCUAAAAAAGAAAGAAUAGAACGAGAAUGCAUUGCCAAAGAAAAGGCUAAAAAAGAAAGAAUAGAACGAGAACGCAUCGCCAAAGAAAGGGCUGAAAAAGAAAGAAUAGAACGAGAACGCAUCGCCAAAGAAAAGGCUGAAAAAGAAAGAAUAGAACGAGAACGCAUUGCCAAAGAAAGGGCUGAAAAAGAAAGAAUAGAACGAGAACGCAUUGCCAAAGAAAGGGCUGAAAAAGAAAGAAUAGAACGAGAACGCAUCGCCAAAGAACGAGAGAGAAUUGCCAGGGAGAAGGUGAGGAUGGAGCGAGAGAGGGCUGAAAAGGAGAGGCAAGAGAAAGAACGACUGGUCAAGGAAAGAGCUGAGAAAGAAAGGAUGGAGAGGGAACACAUCACCAGGGAAAGAGCGAGAAUCGCUCAGGAGAAGGAGAGAUUGGAGAAGGCGAGAAUGGAGAGGGAACGACUGGCGAAGGAGAGAGAGAGAGUCGAACAGGUGAGGAUGGAGAGGGAGAGGGUGGAGAGGCAGCGCCUCGCCAGAGAGAAAGACAAGAUGGAGGUGGAGAGGAAGCCCGGCGCCUCCCAAAGCAACCGGACGAGCCCGGCGGCCGUCAGGAAGGAGAAGGCCGCGGUGCAGGAAAAGAUGGCCGCCGGCGGGAAGAAAUGAGCCUCUGGAUCACAGGAGCUGGAACACUGAACCACCGGAGGACGAUUCAUCACCAGCUGCUCUGGCUUCCAUCACGGCCGGCAGACAUUGGGAAAGAAACUCUAAAUAAUAAAAGUCUAGGUUGGCAAUUUACAUCUUGUUAAACCUGUUUUAUUUUUUGGUUUUGUGUCCCAAAGGUUGGACUUAUUUUUGCAUAUAUUUUAGUAUUUUUUGUGUCGUCCUUUACAGAACAAAACUAAACUAGAACGGGCACUCGGUAGAGCGCAUACCUUCGCCGCAGCCACUUUUUUGGUCUGUGGCAUGAGAGUGUGGGGAGCUUGAUGUCAUGUGCACAUUUUUGUAACAAUUGGAUAAAAAUGGACUGCGCUAUGGUAAAAAGAAGAUGUUGAACUUUUCAUGACCUUUGACCCGAUCGAUCCCAAAAUCGAAUCAAAUGGUCCCCGGAUAAUAACCAAUCAUCCCACCAAAUUUCAUGCGAUUCGGUUUAAUACUUUUUGAGUUAUGCGAAUAACACGCACGCACACACACAUACAAAACAUACAAAUAAAUACACAGCGAUCAAAACAUAACCUUCCGCAGAAUGCGAAGGUAAUUGACAUAGUCGUCAAUACAUUGGGGUUUUUUUAAGGACAGGUGUAGUUUGUGUACCCGGUGAUUCAAAAUGAUCUUAAAAGCUUUUGUUGGUUGCAUUUAGUUUAAUUCUUAUAUGAUUCUUGGUCAUCUCAUUUGCUAGCCUGCUAGCGACUCACCAUAGAGGUCAAUGGAGUCAAGUUGGCUCCAGCUAGCUUGACUUCAGCUUAUUUAGCGGUAACAUCCGUGGCUGACAAGUGAAGUCUAUGCUUCAUGUGUUAAAGCUGCAUUCUUUCUCCUGACCACCAGGGGGCGACUCCUCUGGUUGUAUAGAGGUCUAUGCCUCCUGUGUUGAAGCUGCAUUCUCUCUGCUAACCACCAGGAGGUGACUCCUCUGGUUGUAUAGAAGUCAAUGCUUCAUGUGUUGAAGCUGCAUUCUCGCUCCUGACCACCAGGGGGCUCCUCUGGUUGUAUAGAAGUAUAUGCUUCAUGUGUUAGAGCUGCAUUAUCUCUCCUGACCACCAGGAGGUGACUCCUCUGGUUGUAUAGAAGUCUAUGCUUCCUGUGUUAAAGCUGCAUUCUCUCUCCUGACCACCAGGGGGCGACUCCUCUGGUUGUAUAGAAGGCUAUGCUUCGUGUUAGAGCUGCAUUAUCUCUCCUAACCACCAGGAGGCAACUCCUCUGGUUGUAUAGAAGUCUAUGCUUCAUGUGUUGAAGCUGCAUUCUCGCUCCUGACCACCAGGGGGCUCCUCUGGUUGUAUAGAAGUAUAUGCUUCAUGUGUUAAAGCUGCAUUCUCUCUCCUGACCACCAGGGGGCGACUCCUCUGGUUGUAUAGAAGUCUAUGCUUCAUGUGUUAGAGCUGCAUUAUCUCUCCUGGCCACCAGGAGGUGACUCCUCUGGUUGUAUAGAAGUCUAUGCUUCCUGUGUUAAAGCUGCAUUCUCGCUCUUGACCACCAGGAGGCGACUCAUCUGGUUGUAUAGAAGUAUAUGCUUCAUGUGUUAAAGCUGCAUUCUCUCUCCUGACCACCAGGGGGCGACUCCUCUGGUUGUAUAGAAGUCUAUGCUUCAUGUGUUAGAGCUGCAUUCUCUCUCCUGACCACCAGGGCCCCUCUGGUUGUAUAGAAACCAUAAAGCAGGGGAUGCUUUGGGGGGGAGCUACAAGGUGAUUGACGGGUCUCUACCAGAGAUGUAGAUGGUGUUUCUACGUCACUCCCCUCCGUCCUCUUACGGUCACUUCCUGUUCACUGGUUGCAAAAAGUCAAGAUGGCGACGGCCAAAAUGCUGAAAUCGAGGCUUCAAAACACUUGACUCCGCCCACUUCUUAUAUUCAGUCUUUCAGUCGUUGCUGGAUAGCGAGACAUGGGGGUUGAUAUCUGUUGAUCAGACAAAGCUAUUACACAAGGUUAUUACUCUAUGUUAUUAUACCCCUCUGACCUUUGACCCCUCUGACCCGGUGCGGUCUGGUUUCAUUAGGUUACUGAGGUCAGAGGUCGGUGAUGUAGAGAGGAGUAAGAACUCGUACACCAUCAAUUCAUUCACAUGUUUUAUUUUUCUUCAACGUGUGAAUUCUUUGACUGAAUGUUGUUUGAUGAAAUGUGACGCUGACUGAAGCUCUUUUUAAAGUGAUGAACAGCACCUCCUCUUCCUCCUCUUCACCUCCCUCCUCCACAGCUUCCUCUCCUCGUUUCCUUGGUCCCUAUCAUGUCUCUCUGCUUCCGCCUCACUAAAUAAAUCAACUCGUGUCUUCUUGA
This is a messenger RNA of Pseudoliparis swirei, 4715 nucleotides long. RefSeq lists its product as uncharacterized. Lineage: Eukaryota; Metazoa; Chordata; Actinopteri; Perciformes; Liparidae. The transcript has a single exon. The record is from RefSeq and is a predicted model, not a curated record. Bases 369 to 2393 code for a protein of 674 amino acids.